This is a messenger RNA of Puccinia graminis f. sp. tritici CRL 75-36-700-3, 336 nucleotides long. RefSeq lists its product as uncharacterized. NCBI's taxonomy places the organism in Eukaryota, Fungi, Basidiomycota, Pucciniomycetes, Pucciniales, Pucciniaceae. Bases 1 to 336 code for a protein of 111 amino acids. The transcript has 6 exons. The record is from RefSeq and is a predicted model, not a curated record.
AUGGCCUACUGCUGCGGGAUGCUUCGACAGCGGCACAUAAAUAAGGCGCAGUGCGUAAACCUUCAUGUCGGAAGCGAAGUCAAGCUCCAGUUGUUGGACUGGUGUCCAUGCUAUCCUGGGAAAGCGGAUGCACGGAACCCCAAAGCUGCUGGUCGGCAUCUGGUUGCAGUCAACCUUUUGAUAGCCAGUAAUUUUCUAUCUCCGACUCCGAGAGUCACACAUACACCAGUUUUGUUUCAAGCCACUUCCGAAGUUCAGCCUGUUGCCUUCACCUUGUACAUAUCCAAACACUCUACUUCGGAAUCGGUUCCCUAUCAUGCUCGGCGAGCUUCAUAA